UGCUUACAAAACGGUCCAAAAUUGAUUCGCUUAAAUAAGUAGUCUGGCAGAUAAGCUCGCCAGUAUAGUUGAUAUUGACCACAGCUGGAUAUUAUUUAUAGUGUUUCAAAUUGUUAUCACUAUGACUGAACGAAUGGCGGAAAUGCAAAAAAAUACCCUGGCCGUAAUUGGUUUUUCGUGUUUCAUCAUUUUGUGUUUUGUGACAUUACUCAACACCUAUCGGAUGGUUCUUUUAGAUGCUGAAGUGCAAGAAUUGAGGGAGGUUGUUUCCAAAUGUGAACCCAGGAGAAUACUGGCCAGAGAAAAUCAAUUUGAGGAAGAACGAUAUAUUUCAAGAAAGAGGCGAGACAUCCUUAAUCAAUCUUUUGAACAGGAUAAUAAUUAUCGCAACCAAAAAUACACUGGAUCCAAGGCAGCAUCAAAUUCUGAGCAGCACAUUUUUGCAAGCCCAUGGAAUGCAAUUUUUCAAAACGAAAAAAGUGGUAUUCCGAGGUCUUCAUCGUCUAUUAGAAAGCCUGCAAUUCGAUCUUUGGAUACCAAUGCAGAGGUCUCAGAGGAUUACAAUGGCUCUUCAGAAUCCGAAUCAACUACGGCAGAACGACCGAUUCAAAGUAGGCUAAGAUAUGGAAGAAUUAAGCCUCUUCCAUCUAUUCACUUGAGUGGAGAUACUUCCAGUUAUGUGCUUGGUACUCAUGAGAACUUCAACGGUAAUGGUCACCUUAAACAUCCGCAGAGAAUUUUCGUUGACUGGAAAAUCAGCAGUUGGGCCGAGUCGUUAGGGAUGAUGAAUCACUUUGUUUUUGAUGAAGGGUAUUUGACUAUCAAGCAACGAGGACUAUAUUUAGUAUAUGCACAGAUUUAUUAUCUUGACGAGCAUGAUACAAAUGGAUACAGAGUGUUCAAAAAUGAUGAUAUGAUUCUCCAGUGCACUGUUUCAUUACACGGUGGUAAUGGAGUGCAAAAAGGAAACACUUGUUACACUGCAGGAGUUGAAUAUUUCGCUGACGGUGAUAAACUCAGUUUGGGUGAUAUUCUUCAUGGUCACUAUUCCUUGUUCGAACCGGGAAAAUCCUUUUUCGGAGUAGUGAAACUGGGAGACUUUCGAACUAGAAUAUGAAAGGUCUUACCGCAGUAAGUAGUAUAUCCCGCCGCUAGUAUUAGGCAGAAGGCCAAACAUCGAACCAAUGCCUGUUUAUUUUUUAAUUGUUAGAAGCUUUAUAAAAUAGAAUGUCUCACUGAGCUUUCAGAUUUAAAAAAAGUAUAGAUAGACUUAUACAAUAAACGUUUAGCUAACAUGG
This is a messenger RNA of Dendroctonus ponderosae (mountain pine beetle), 1298 nucleotides long. It is a transcript of the gene egr, whose product is annotated as protein eiger. The transcript has 5 exons. Gene Ontology annotation, cellular component: membrane. The record is from RefSeq and is a predicted model, not a curated record. NCBI's taxonomy places the organism in Eukaryota, Metazoa, Arthropoda, Insecta, Coleoptera, Curculionidae. Gene Ontology annotation, molecular function: tumor necrosis factor receptor binding; receptor ligand activity. The coding region runs from base 122 to 1117 and encodes 331 amino acids. Gene Ontology annotation, biological process: immune response.